Molecule: messenger RNA, 1327 nt
Organism: Arabidopsis arenosa
Lineage: Eukaryota; Viridiplantae; Streptophyta; Magnoliopsida; Brassicales; Brassicaceae
Source: the annotation of a GenBank genome assembly
CUCAAUUUUGUUUUUGGUUAUCCCUCUAUCUCUAUCGAUCACUUAUGGGCAGAGCAAAAUCCAUGGUCUCGCUCUUGUUGGUGCUCUUCCUUGAGAUCCUUGUUAGAGCUCAGAUAGCAACAACAGAGACCACAACAGAGUUCAUUUUCCAAGGUUUCAAAGGAAACCAAUCAGAUAUUCAGAUGGACGGAGAUUCAACCAUCACAUCCAACGGACUAUUGAGGCUCACCGAUCGAAACAAGGACGUUGUUGGUACAGCUUUCUACCAUAAACCGGUGAGAUUGCUCGACAGUAACUCCACCAAUACGACAGUUCGCUCCUUUAGCACUUCUUUCGUCUUCGUAAUCCCUUCAAGCUCAACAAGCAACGGAGGUUUUGGCUUCACAUUCACACUCUCUCCAACCCCAAACCGUACAGACGCGGAUCCCGAGCAGUACAUGGGGCUUCUCAACGAAAGAAACGACGGGAAUUCAAGCAAUCACGUUUUUGCUGUGGAAUUCGACACGGUUCAAGGAUUCAAAGACGGUACAAAUCAAAUAGGCAACCACAUCGGUCUAAAUUUCAACAGUCUCUCUUCAGAUGUCCAAGAACCGGUGGCUUAUUACAACAACAACGAUAGUCAGAAAGAGGAAUUCCAACUGGUGAGCGGCGAGCCAAUCCAAGUCUUCUUGGAUUAUCACGGACCAACCAAAACGCUUAACCUCACCGUUUACCCAACCAGACUGGGAUAUAAACCAAGAAUCCCCUUGAUCUCACGAGAGGUUCCAAAACUGUCAGAUAUUGUGAUCGUCUCCGGGAGGAAACCGACAGACUCUGGGACCUUCUUUAUAGCCGAUUGGGUUAUGGAGCUACAAGCGAGCGGUGAGAUCCUCAGUGCGAUCGAUCCGAGACUCGGAUCUGGUUACGAUGAAGGAGAGGCAAGGCUUGCUCUCGCCGUCGGUAUGCUCUGUUGUCACCAAAAACCGGAAUCUCGGCCGCCGAUGAGAAUGGUGCUCAGGUACCUGAACAGAGACGAGGAUGUCCCUGUGAUUGAAGACAACUGGGGAUAUUCAGAUUCUUCAAGAACCGAUUUAGGAUCGAAACUCGUCGGAUAUAUUUCGUCGGACAGGGCAUCGAGCUCACACUCACACACAUCUUCGUCUCUCACAAGAAUUUCUUCUACUUCUUUUAUCAGUGGUAGAUAGAUUGAUUGACACAUUCAAGCUCACAUUAACUCUCUUUUUCUUUUUUUCCCACUUAACUAAUUCAAGUUUGGGCUCGGCCCAUUGGGUUCCUUGUCUCGUGUCCAGCAAAAAGCUGCGCCUAUUAAUUAAGAGGAAUUAAUUUA